This is a messenger RNA of Alexandromys fortis (reed vole), 8987 nucleotides long. RefSeq names its product ubiquitin specific peptidase 49 (gene Usp49). Gene Ontology annotation, biological process: protein deubiquitination. Gene Ontology annotation, cellular component: cytoplasm. The record is from RefSeq and is a predicted model, not a curated record. Gene Ontology annotation, molecular function: zinc ion binding; cysteine-type deubiquitinase activity. The transcript has 8 exons. Bases 1302 to 3359 code for a protein of 685 amino acids. Lineage: Eukaryota; Metazoa; Chordata; Mammalia; Rodentia; Cricetidae.
AAGGAGAAAAAAAAAAUCCUCUCACACACCGGGUGAGGGGCGACAAAGGCGGCGCGCGCCUGGCGGGCGGGAGGAGCGGCGGCAGGGGGCGGGACCGCGACGCCGGCGGUCCUGGGGCGCCCGGGGCGGGGACGACGGGCGGCGACAGCGGAGGCGCGAGCCCCGGCGCGCGGGCGCUGCGUUUUGGCGGGGUGGGCGACGUCUGGGUUCUGAGGUGAAAUCCUUGAAGGGAGAGAGGGGAAAGCAGGCUGCUGGGGGAGCGGUUGCUGAGUAUAAGAUGAGGAGAAUUAGGAGAAAGGGUUAGAAGCCGGGAGAGGAGUGAAAAAGAAACCCAGGCUGGCCCCGGGAUGAGGUUAGGAAGCCCGGGGCUGGGAAGAGGGAUCCGGGGUCAGGGCUAGGAGCAGGGAUCUACAAGGGGCAAGGCUUGGCAGGUGGGUGGUGUUGGGGUGAGGGUACCAGGGCCAGAGUUGCACGGAAAGACAAGGAGCAGGACCGGGUAAUAGUUGGGAGUAGGGGAGAGAGAGUGAUUAAGAGCCAGACGUGACAAGGGUGUGAACUAGUGCUGAGCCAGGGAUGAGCUGAAGGGCUGGGAUCAGUUGGGGUAGGAUCGACAAGGUGUGGGUCAAUAGCUGGGUGAUGGGUGUAAAUUCUGCAAAGUGAGGGAGGCAGGAGACCUGGAUUACAACCAGGUGGAGUCAGAAAUUGGAGCGUUAGUGAAAGGACGAAAGGAAAGCGAGCUUAGAGCUGGGCGUUAAUAGGACAGUUGUGGGAGAAAAGAAAAGCUGAGCGGACGCUAGAAGCACGGUUUAAGGAGUGAUGGUGCUCUGGGACAGGGAACCUGGGGACAUUGGAGGGCUUCAGCAAGGACUGGCUGAAAAACAGCCUGAGAAGAUGAGUAAGGAAGAGAUGGGCCCUGGAAUUUAGAGGAUGGAAUGGGGAGUAAGGGAAGCCGGGAGAGUCCUGAUGGGUGUCGAACUGGGGUGGUUGCACAGGAGUGGGAGCCGAAUGCGCAUUUUGCUCUAAGGUGCCCCAGAAGGUCUGGAAGGGGCAGGGCACAAAUGCUGUAGUGAAGAAUCCAGGGUAGGGGCCUUUGGUGCAGAAGAUAAGGAACCAUGAAUCUUUGGAUGGGAAGAGACGUUGAAAGGAUCUUGGGUUUAUCCUGCAGCUUCAGUCAAUAUCCCACCUAAGUCAUCCCAGGUAAUAGAGAAAAGGAAAACCCAACCAAUGAUUAUGUGAUAAUAUGGAAGAAGAUGGGAAAAAAACCGUUUAAUGGAUUAAGAGAGUGGCGACUGCUCUAAAACAUGGAUAGAUGCAAACAUGUAGGGCGGUUACGGCUCGCCCAGGACCACUCCAUCCUAAACCCUCAGAAGUGGUGCUGUCUGGAGUGCUCCACCACGGAGUCUGCGUGGGCCUGCCUCAAGUGUUCCCACGUGGCCUGCGGCCGCUACAUUGAAAACCAUGCACUGAAACACUUUGAAGAGACCGGACACCCGCUGGCCAUGGAGGUCCGGGAUCUCUACGUGUUCUGCUACCUGUGCAAGGAUUACGUGCUCAAUGACAACCCCGAGGGGGACCUGAAGCUGCUGAGAAGCUCCCUCCUGGCGGUGCAAGGCCAAAAGCAGGACCAGCCCGCGAGGCGUGGGCGGAUGCUACGGUCUACAGCUGCAGGCGAGGACGUGGUCCCACAGCAGCGCACUUCUCAGGGACAACCACAGAUGCUCACGGCUCUGUGGUACAGGCGCCAGCGCUUGCUGGCCAAGACGCUGCGACUGUGGUUCGAGAAGAGCUCCAGGGGCCGAGCGCAGCUGGAGCAGCGGCGGCGGGAGGAGGCGCUGGAGCGCAAGAAAGAGGAGGCCCGGCGGCGGAGGCGCGAGGUCAAGCGGCGACUGCUGGAGGAGUUGGCCAGCGCGCCGCCGCGGAAGAGUGCGCGCCUGCUCCUGCACGCGCCUGGGCCUGUGGCCGUGCGCCCUGCUACCCUCGCUACCUCCCGGCGCGCGCCCGCGGCUACACUUAAGCCGCGCCGGCAGCCGGCGGUGGCCCCAGGUGUCACUGGCCUACGCAAUCUGGGCAACACCUGCUACAUGAACUCCAUCCUCCAGGUGCUUAGCCACCUCCAGAAAUUCCGGGAAUGCUUCCUGAACCUCGACCCUUCCACCUCUGAGCACCUGUUUCCCCAAGCAACCAACGGGAAGGCUCAGCUCUCUGGUAGGCCAGCCAGCAGCUCUGCCGCAGAGUUAUCAGUAAAGAGCCACCCUGCCCAGGGAUACGAACCUCAAGGCUUCUGCUGGAACAGUGGAGCCUCGAUCAGCAGAAGCCUGGAGCUCAUUCAGAACAAGGAACCCAGUACAAAGCACAUUUCCCUCUGCCACGAAUUGCACACCCUCUUCCGAGUCAUGUGGUCUGGGAAGUGGGCACUGGUAUCGCCCUUUGCCAUGCUUCACUCAGUGUGGAGCCUCAUUCCCGCCUUCCGUGGCUACGACCAGCAGGACGCACAGGAAUUUCUCUGCGAACUGCUGCACAAGGUGCAGCAGGAACUUGAGUCUGAGGGCUCCACGCGCCGGAUCCUCAUCCCCUUCUCCCAGAGGAAGCUCACCAAACAGGUCUUAAAGGUGGUGAACACCAUAUUUCACGGGCAGCUGCUCAGUCAGGUUACAUGUGUAUCAUGCAAUUAUAAAUCCAAUACCAUUGAGCCCUUUUGGGAUCUGUCCCUGGAAUUCCCUGAACGCUACCACUGCAUAGAAAAGGGGUUUGUCCCUUUGAAUCAGACAGAGUGCCUGCUCACUGAGAUGCUGGCCAAGUUUACCGAGACAGAGGCCCUGGAGGGAAGAAUCUACGCUUGUGACCAGUGUAACAGCAAACGACGAAAAUCUAACCCCAAACCCCUUGUUCUGAGUGAAGCCAGAAAGCAGUUAAUGAUCUACAGACUACCUCAGGUCCUCCGGCUGCACCUUAAAAGAUUCAGGUGGUCUGGCCGUAAUCAUCGUGAGAAGAUUGGGGUCCAUGUCGUCUUUGACCAGGUAUUAACCAUGGAACCUUACUGCUGCAGGGACAUGCUCUCCUCUCUUGACAAAGAGACCUUUGCCUAUGAUCUCUCCGCAGUGGUCAUGCAUCACGGGAAAGGGUUUGGCUCAGGACACUACACAGCCUAUUGCUACAACACAGAGGGAGGUUUUUGGGUCCACUGCAAUGACUCAAAGCUGGAUGUAUGCAGUGUCGAGGACGUGUGCAAAACCCAGGCCUACAUCCUUUUUUACACUCGAAGAACAGUUCAGGGCAGUGCAAGACUCUCAGAAACCCAACUCCGAGCUCAGGUGCAGUCCAGCAGCAAGGACGAAGGCAGAACAUACACGCUCCCCUGACUGGGAGGCAUGCAUUAAAAUGCCCUUACCUUUUUCCUCAUGGGUAAUAAGGCUUGCACAGUAACAGAUCACUGGGCUUGCCUCUCUAGGCCUAAAGGAGAGAAUGCCAGGUGAUUCCUGUCCUGUCAAAAAAUUGGUAGUCACUUUUGAAAACAUUUGAAAAUUCCCUCCUUUCAUAAAACAAAUCUAAAGGAGUAACUUCUAUGAAGAUUCUUUUGUCAGUUGCUUCUGGAUAAUUGAAGGACCUGGAGGGGGGUGGGCAAGUGAUCGCCCAGCCAGGAGAGCAGCCAUGUCUGUCUUCUCUCUGUCAUGAGCCCCCUACUAAUCAGGAUCUUUCUGCAGCACUUCACAGAGCACAUGAGGAGGGGCCCAGGGCUGGCAGCUGGUGGGAAAGAUUGGUUCCAAAGUGGAAGGUAACGCCACAGGAUUUAUCUCAUAGAAGAGGUGACCAUCAAGGGAGUGAGGGGCAUGGAGCAGAUCUCCCUGUGCCAAAUAGGAAGGCUUUUGAGAGCUAGGCUUCUCCUGAGCUGCCGUCAUCUCGCUCGCACUGACUGGGAGACGGGGCCUAGCAGCCCUUUCCCUUUGAAGAGGCAGUCAUAGGAGGCACAGACCAGCGCAUGGUCGGUCUGCGCAUGUUAAGCCGGACACUCCUGACUCCUCCAGUCCUGUAGCAGGACCCUGGCUCAGGUCUGGAACCAGCUCGUGGUUUGGGUCAGUGGUCAGAAGCCUUCUCAGAAUUUGGGAAGGCGAGUGGGGAUUGUCCCAGUGCCUGCUGCCCUAGGGUCUCACCUUGUGUGCUAUGUAGCUUCUCUCCUGCACCUACACCAUUGGUGCUCACAAGGUUUGGAGCUUUCGCUUCCCUAGGAACUGACCGUGUGUCCAGCUCUUGGCUGUGGCCUUUCAUGUUCUCUUCCCACUCUGCUACCCAUUCUCUCCUGCCCUCAGUCCAUGAAGGAGAGAGACUCUUUGUCUUUUACUCUGCUAUUAGUAAAAACACAUCUUUAAAAUUUGCUCCAUUUCUAAAUGGAGUCAAAUGCCCAGACAGAAGUACAGUAAACUCUCAUUCUCUCUGCAGUGACCUGUGCAGUACCCACAGCCUCUCCUGUGAAUAAGUAGCGUGUGUUAAUGUAGUACAGUUGUCACUUGAAGGGAGUUGAAGGGGUGGGGCACAGAGACAGUGAGGCUAAAGGAGGCACUGUUCCAUUUCCCAGGCACACCGUAGUAUUUACUGCUGCCCUCAUUGGAGAUGACCUCUUGUAGGCCUGCCAGACAUCACUGAGACAUGGAAGAAAUCAGACAGAAAACAGCUCCCUGACAGGGAUGGUGGCUAGAUUUAAACUUGCUUUUUUACAACACUGUGAGGUUUCUGUAUUAGCUUUUAUUUGGAAGCGAUAAUGUAUGGCAUUUUUGUGCUGUUUGGUUUUUACUGUCUACUGCAGGCUUUUUUGUGAGCUUUGCACGGCCUCCUCCUCUCCAGGACACUGUUUUAAAGUGUCCCAGUUGUCCACGCUGCCUGAGGUUCUGAUAGAAAGCUGUACCCUGAGGUCCACAUUACCAAGGUACAUGAUAGUGAUUUGUUACCAUGGUAGCAAAGCCCAUUCAAAAACAAAGCUCGGUGUGCUGGUACACCCCUGGAAGGAUGGCACUUGCUUGGGUGAGGCAAGAGGAUUAUGAGUUUGAGGCUACAUUGUGAGACCUUGUCUGAAAAAUGAAAAUAACAAACUAUUGGGAGUAAAAAAGGAAACAAGACUGGAUUGCACCUCAUCUUAAACCCUGUGUUAUUUGUUCCAGAAAGAGAACUUGCAGGCAGAGAAUACAGAUCUGACUGUUUAGAGGGGAAAACAUUAAUCAGUAUAAACACUUAAAGGAAAAUUAGAAGGUUCUAAUUCAAUUUUAAAAAAAAGUUUUAUAUCAACUAUCAGCAAGACCAGUAAGCAGAAUGGGGACUUUAUGUUUAGCUGACCUGAACACCCAUAUAUGAGAUUAAUGAGUUAAAAUGAGUUCUAACUAAAACUAGCUGUCUCCACUGAGCCACCCUCAUCAAGGUGCCACCGCAACCACAGACAGCACUUCAGGCAGCAGGAGCAGUAGCAUGAAUCUGUUGUAGAAGCACUGUGCACUGUCUGGGCUGCUGUGCUGUGCUGUGCUCUCUCUGCUGCCUGCAGUGGCAUCACACUGAAACAUUCUGAAGAGAACAGAUAGACUUUGACUAGCUGGUCCCAGGCCAAAUGCCAGGUGCUGCUCUGCCAGCAGCAGUCUCUCUCUCUCUCUCUGAACCCUUUGUAAUCGGCUGGUGUGUUUACUUACCACUGUAGCCAGCCAAGAUGAAUACACCCCAGCCCUCAAAAAUGAUUUCUUACCUCAGUCUAGCCUGGCCCUCAUGCUUGUGGUUGCCUCUAAGAACAGCACCCAUGCUAGUGCAGAAGUAGCAGGGAUACCCGUGGCAGCCAGAAACUGCAGCUCUCAUCAAACGGCAGGCAGAGCUCUUGCCCGCUUUACCAGCUUUAACCAGCCCCUCUGGCUGAAAUGGGAGGGCAGUGCCACAUGGUAAAGAACUUCUAGAUGUCUCUAAAAAUGCCAUGAAUAAAGCUGUAAACUGUAGAAGUGUUCGUGUGUCCUAUGGACUCGAUAGCAGAGUUUAUUUUUGUUCACGAUGGCAAGGCUUCUAGAGUCCAUGGUCGUGUGAGUCCCCCUGCUCUGGUUAUGCCUUCAGCUUCAUCCACAUUCAGGGGACAAACCAAUGCGGUGGGCUGGCUGGCAGUGCUCCGGAGUGCUGAGAGGUCGACAGUAGUGCAGAAUGAAAACAUGGUGGCGGGGGCGGGGGGGCAUUUGUUUUACUGAUAAAGCUUUGUGAACUAAUUUUAUACAAUUCAUAAAAUUUGGUGCCUUGUUCUUAAUUACAGUUUGCAUGAGAUUGAAAAGUUAAGGGGAAGGGUUCCUUUUUGUUAUGUCAAGUGGCAGGUGGAUCUGUAGUGUUUAAAGGGUAUGUGCUAUCAGAUUUUAUAGAACAUUGUUAUCUCCUGUGUAUGAAUGCAAAUUGUCCUUACCAGCAAGUUCUUGAGUUCCAGUGUCCAUAAUUGUAUUUAUAAUCUUCCAUCAGAUAGCUGUCUUUCAAGACAGCCAACAUACAUUACUGAUGUUCAUUGCCUCUUGUAUAUGCUGAACAUUAAUGCUGACCUUUUCUGGAAAGUGACCCUUUCCUGAAUGUGUACCACAUCCCUAUCUGGGGUUGCAGCUUAUGUGUGGAAGGGUUUCCAGCUAGUUGGGAGAGCCAAAUGAUCAGAAGUUAGGCAAUCAAUGGCAGUGGAAUCUUCAACAAUUCUGGAGUCCUUCUGCACAAACCAUCAGGAAGCAGUGUAGGAAACAAUCCCCCCACAUGUGAACCUUUAGAUUGUACAACAAACCAGUACACUGUGUAAUAUGCAGAGUGAGUGAUGCAAAAAUGAUGUCCCUGACACCACCACUCUCAGGACUUCCUGAGCAGAUGCAGCUGUGAUGGUGCUAAGUGACUGGAAGGUUAGCAAGACUCGGGCUGUUCACAGCCUGUCUUUCACUCCAGCCCAAGGGUUUCCGCUGAGCUCGUGAGACUUCCCCAACGGUGUUGACAGGCUCGCCAUUCAAAGCGCAUUUGGUACUGGGUCUCUCAGCUCAGUUCCUAACUGGGACUAAUUAGGUAAAGAGUGCAUCUUUGGGGUGAAAUUUUCCAGGGUCAAUUGGUUUUUACCAGCUAAGAGUGGUGGUAAAACUCCUUCUCAGGGUUGUGCAUGUCAUCUCUUCCACAUUCCUGUCUGCUCUCAGUCCAGGAUUAUCCUUUAACCGCCAUUUACUUGUCAACUCACACAUGGCUCUAACCACACCACAGCUUAGUAGCUAUGGGCAAGCGGUCACUUUUGCUAACUCUGUCCAUACUUAUGCUGGCAUGUUUCUUUUAAAAUACAACAGCUGCUGACGAAAUAGCUCACUGCUACGGCACUUAGCUAGCAUGCCUAAGACAAUGGGUUCCAGGUCACGUAAACCAGUUCAAACAAACUGCCAAACCAGCAUUAUGACUUCAAAAAGCAAGAGUAAAGUUACUUGAGAUUAUAUCUUAAAUUUGGAAUGAAAAAAAAACUAUAUUUUUAAAAGCUAUGUCUUAAUUCUAUCUAGAUUCUGAUUUUCAAAAUAGAUUUUUUUUUUUAACUAACUAGACUACUCAGCUAUAGGAUCAUAUAGCACACUUUAAGGUUUUAUUCUUCAAAACAACAAAACCAGGCUGCUAUUUCCUAGCUUAGCUGUGGUCAUGUGGGGUUCUGCAUCUAUAAUACAGCUUACAAAGCUGCUUCCUAGUCACUUUAUGGGCCUUUGGAAGUAAUGGCUUCAAAUCCAAGCCUUAUCCAUGUAUUCAUAGUCAUGACCCUGCGGCCCCCCCCCCCCCUUUUCAAGGCAUGGUCUCACUGUGUAGCCCUGGUUAGCCUGGAAUUUAGACGAGGCUGGCCUCAGAGAUCCACAUGCCUCUGGGAUUAAGUAUGUGCCAUGAAGCCCAGUCUCUUAAUAGUUUCUAAAACAGACUUCAGAGUAUCUGUGACUCAGAAAAAACUCUAGGAUCUUGAUUCAUGUGAAGCCAAUUCUAGGCCUGAAUUUACUCACAGUUUCUGCUGGCCCGCAUCACAUCACACAGGUUCUUCAUUCACAAGAAAAUGGUAUCCCCAGCCCGAAUCAUACAUGGCUUAGUCAGUGCAGUGCUUACCUAGCAAGCCUAAGGCUCAGAGUUUGAUCCCAGGCAUGGUAGAGCACACUUGGACUCCCAACUGUGGGGGCAACAAGAUAAGGAGUUCAAGACCAUCUUCAACUGAGGCCAGCCUAGGCUGCAGAUACCCUGCCUCCAAAAUAAAAAAAGCUUUUCCCCCCGCUUUCUUUCGGUGGGUGUUUGGAAGUCACAUCAUGAGUUUCUGGAAAGCAGCCAGCAGUAACUCUGUCAUCGUCAUGUAGCUGUGGCCCAGUUACACUGGCCCUUCUCAUUCGUGCCCUGUAACCCAAGACCAGUUCCAAAGGGGCCUUUGCACAAAAAAGCAGUAUUUUUUUUUUAAUGCCAGUAAAUUUGACUAAAUGAGACUCUGGAGAGCCUACUUUUAGCACCACCUUGUCCCACGGCCACAGGCGUCUCUCCACAGAACACAGACAGUGGCACUAGCGUAAGCCUGGGGUAGGAAGUUGCUUCCUUGUGCCCACUAACAAGCUGACUCCACCCACACAUCAGUGCUCUCUUCUGCCACCAAAUCUCACUCUAUUCCAAAAACAGUGCCUCCCUGGUUCCUGGAAAACCCACCUGGUGAACUAAAAUGCCCAACAACACCUAAUGGCUUCUUCCCCAGGAAUGCUCACCAGCAGUAACUCCUCGAGAAUCAGCUGUGCAGUUCAGCUUUAUCACUGUGGAGCAGGAGGUUCCCUUUCAAUUUUUUUUUUCUAUUCUCUUUUUUAAAUGAGACAAACAUCUCCAUUACAAUUCAUGUUUGGGGCUCACUGCUGUCUCUUGAGUGUGAAACACAAAUCAUGUUUUGUUUUGUUGUUUUGUUUUUUUUUUGGUUUUUGUAAAAUGACUUUUUACACCGUGGUUUUGAAAUAAGUUUCUUAUUAAAAGAUUAAAACGUC